AUGGAGCAGAGAUGUCCUCCUCUCAGAACCUCUCAGAACCAGUCGUGCGUUUGGGAGUCUGAGGACACGCUCUCGCUGCUGCUCUGUGUGCUCAGGUCCCUGGAGGCCUGGGCCGGUCUAGGGCAGCUGGAGGACUACCUCUCAGUGCUGGAGUAUGUCCUCUGGGUCUUCACUCCUCUGGCCGUGGUCUUCAUCCUGCCCUUCAUCAUUGUCAUCCUCCUUUACUUCUCCAUCCUCUUCCUCCACGUCUACAAGAGGAAGAACCAGCUGAGGGAGGCGUAUAGCAACAAUCUGUGGGACGGAGCGCGGAAAACACUGGCCACGAUCUGGGACGGGCACGGGGCCAUCUGGCACGGGUACGAAGUCCACGGUCUGGAGAAGAUCCCAGAGUCUGGUCCGGCUCUCAUCGUGUAUUACCAUGGAGCCAUCCCCAUCGACUACUACUACUUCCUGGCAAACGUGGUUCUGCAGAAGGGACGCACCUGUCACUCUGUGGCUGACCACUUCCUCUUCAAGAUCCCAGGCUUUAAGCUGCUGCUGGAGGUGUUCAGUGUGAUCCACGGGCCCCAGGAGGAGUGUGUGAGGGCCCUCAGGAGCGGACACCUGCUGGGCAUCUCUCCCGGCGGAGUGAGGGAAGCUCUGUUCAGCGACGAGACCUACAAGCUGCACUGGGGCAAGAGGAAGGGCUUCGCUCAGGUGGCCAUCGACGCACAAGUGCCUAUCAUUCCUAUGUUCACUCAGAACGUCCGUGAAGGCUUCCGGUCCCUGGGAACUCUGCGUUUCUUCCGGUGGCUGUAUGAGCGGUUUCGGCUCCCCGCGGCCCCGGUCUACGGAGGGUUUCCUGUCAAAUUCCGGACUUUCCUUGGAGACCCCAUUCCAUACGACCCCCACAUCAGCGCCGCACAGCUGGCUGAGAAGGUGCAGAAGGAGGUCCAGGCUCUGAUCGACCAACACCAGCAGAUCCCAGGGAGCAUCCUCAGAGCGUUGUGCGAGAGGAUGUUCGACCUCAGACAUCCUCACACUGUGUUCAUGUCCGACCUCAGACAUUCUCACACUGUGUUCAUGUCCGACCUCAGACAUCCUCACACUGUGUUCAUGUCCGACCUCAGACAUCCUCACACUGUGUUCAUGUCCGACCUCAGACAUCCUCACACUGUGUUCAUGUCCGACCUCAGACAUCCUCACACUGUGUUCAUGUCCGACCUCAGACAUCCUCACACUGUGUUCAUGUCCGACCUCAGACAUCCUCACACUGUGUUCAUGUCCGACCUCAGACAUCCUCACACUGUGUUCAUGUCCGACCUCAGACAUCCUCACACUGUGGGUAUGUCCGACUUCAGACAUCCUUACACUGUGUUCAUGUCCGACCGCACACAUCCUCACACUGUGUUCAUGUCCGACCUCAGACAUCCUCACACUGUGUUCAUGUCCGACCUCAGACAUCCUCACACUGUGGGUAUGUCCGACUUCAGACAUUCUCACACUGUGUUCAUGUCCGACCUCAGACAUCCUCACACUGUGUUCAUGUCCGACCUCAGACAUCCUCACACUGUGUUCAUGUCCGACCUCAGACAUCCUCACACUGUGUUCAUGUCCGACCUCAGACAUCCUCACACUGUGUUCAUGUCCGACCUCAGACAUCCUUACACUGUGUUCAUGUCCGACCGCACACAUCCUCACACUGUGUUCAUGUCCGACCUCAGACAUCCUCACACUGUGUUCAUGUCCGACCUCAGACAUCCUCACACUGUGUUCAUGUCCGACCUCAGACAUCCUCACACUGUGUUCAUGUUCGACCUCAGACAUCCUCACACUGUGGGUAUGUCCGACUUCAGACAUCCUCACACUGUGGGUAUGUCCGACCUCAGACAUCCUCACACUGUGUUCAUGUCCGACCCCUUUUCACACUUCUGGUUCUGGGUGACAUCACACGGAUGCUGCGUUCGUGUGUUUGAGUGUAAAUGUAACAGCAGCAUGAGGUCAAGGUUGAGUGGAUGA
Messenger RNA from Knipowitschia caucasica, 1998 nucleotides. The record is from the annotation of a GenBank genome assembly. Lineage: Eukaryota; Metazoa; Chordata; Actinopteri; Gobiiformes; Gobiidae.